This is a messenger RNA of Dovyalis caffra, 3081 nucleotides long. The record is from the annotation of a GenBank genome assembly. NCBI's taxonomy places the organism in Eukaryota, Viridiplantae, Streptophyta, Magnoliopsida, Malpighiales, Salicaceae.
AUGAAAAUACGACAACAAUACAACACUUACUCCAACCUCCAAUACAAACAACAAAGUCGAAAACCAUCUAAUAGAGCUCUAAAGCUUUUACAUGAAGCCCUAAGCCUUGACCACCGGAUUGACCAAUGGUGUCUCUAUGGCAAAGUGGGUAUGAAAGAAAUGAAAGUGAAGAGCAUCAUGAUUAUAGUUGAAACCGAGUGGAAUAAAAAGGCUAUCAAAAACCUCACAACUAUAGGAUUUGGUGCCAAGUUGCUUACGAUCCAUCUUCAACAACUCUUGAAGACGAGAUCAGAAACCAUUGAAACCGUCGCAGUUGAUAUCGCAAGCAAACCGUUAGAGGUGAAGCAAAAGCUAGUAAGUGCAGUUCGCGACAACCAAGUGGUUCGAUCCAUCUGCGGCUGCGACCGAUCAGUAGUGAAAGAACAGGCUUCUGUUCACGAAUCUCCUGCUGCAGCUAUGACUUUGGAGGGUCUUAUCGCUGAAGAUACAUUCCCCCAAUCUGAAGAUCGUGAUAUGGGUAUUAGCGGUGAAAAUGGCUCUAUUGCUGCUAUAAAGAAUGAAUCGUCAUCACUUGUAUUGGAGAACCACUCCGAUGUUUCUGAAGAAGAAGGGUGGAUUACUAUCCCAUUUGUGUUCUUUGUCAAAGGAGAUGAUGAUGGGUAUGCUAUUUGUUAUUUAGGGCUUCUAAGUUUCCAUCAACAACCUCCGGCUAGUGUCGGGGUUGGAAUCACCAUCAGGAAGGUUAUAUCAGUUAACCCUGAUCCAACCCACCCCUUGGGACCUCUUCUUUGUUGCCCACAGCUUAUCACUGAUAAAGAGUUUGUGCCAUACUUCCCAGGCCACCAGGCAGUUAGAAUAAGGGAACUUCCUGAUGACUGGAAGAAUGCACCAGAUAUACAUUCAUUACGCUCCCUGGAUAGGUCAUUUGUUUUUCCUGGUGAACAAGUUCAUAUUCUGGCAUGUUUAUCAGCAUACAAGCAGGAUACAGAAAUUAUUACUCCAUUUAAAGUUGCUGCAGUGAUGUCAAAAAAUGGAAUAGGGCAAAGCCCUGAGAAACAAAAUGGAAAUCUGAAAGAUGGAGAUAGUUUGGUAUCUGGACAAGGGGAAGUGAGUUCUGAUAGUCAAGUAAUAGGCCUUCAUGGCAAUGGUGCAUCAAAACAGAAGACUGAUCCACAUAGGGAUAUUUCUGCUAGUGAAUCCUUUCUCAGAAUGGAGGAUUACAAAAGGCAAACUGAAAUGUUAUUGCAAAGAUUUAAGAACUCUCAUUUUUUUGUUAGGAUUGCAGAGUCGGGCGAACCUCUUUGGUCAAGAAAAACCGUGAUUGAUCCAGAAUACUCUGAGAUGGAUAGUCAAAACAAACCACAAAGAACCAAGAAACCGGCAGACAACACAUUCCAGCUUAGUGCUCUUAUUGAUAGAGGAAAUUUUGAUGCCAGUGUCUCUGGUGGUGCGGCGAGAAAUGGUGUUAGCUGUUGCUCUCUUUCUAAUGGAGAUAUAGUGGUGCUUUUACAAGUUAAUGUUGGUGUUAAUUUUUUCACAGACCCAAUCAUUGAGAUUCUUCAAUUUGAGAAACAUCAGGAGAGAAAUCGAUUUCCUGAGAACCAGGACAACUUAAAUUACAGUAAUUAUGACCCAUGUGGAGAACUAUUAAAAUGGUUGCUUCCUGUGGAUAACACCUUAUCUUCUCCCGCUCGCUCUUUAUCUCCUCCUCAGUUGAGUUCCAAUUCAGGAUUGGGUGGUGCAUCACAGAAGUCUUCCUCUUCUGGUUCUCAGCUCUUCUCUCAUUUUAGAAGUUACUCAAUGUCAUCGCUGCCUCAAAAUUCUGCUCCACCUCCGCAACCUGUUAAAGCUCAAAGCUCCAAGCCCAACUUUGACCUUGAAGAUUGGGAUCAGUACUCAUCUCAGAAGUUAUGGAAAAGUCAAAAACCUGGGGGUGAAGAACUUUUAUCUUUCCGAGGUGUGUCAUUAGAGAGAGAGAGGUUUUCUGUUCGCUGUGGGCUGGAAGGCAUCUACAUUCCAGGAAGAAGAUGGUCGAGGAAACUUGAAAUUAUUCAACCUGUAGAAAUCCAUUCUUUUGCUGCUGACUGCAAUACAGAUGACCUUCUUUGUGUUCAGAUAAAGAACAUUUCUCCAGCACACACACCAGAUAUUGUGGUAUACAUAGAUACUAUAACUAUUGUUUUCGAGGAAGCUUCGAAGAGCGGACUUCCUUCAUCAUUACCAAUUGCAUGUAUUGAAGCUGGAAAUGACCACAGUUUGCCAAAUCUAGCCCUCAGGAGAGGUGAGGAGCACUCAUUCAUUCUCAAACCAACAUCUUUUGUGAAGGAUUCCAAGUUUCACAGAGAAAGACUAUCCCCAUCAUCAAGUCUGCAUCUUGUACAAAAUACCGUGGAAGGCAGGACUGCGUUGAAUGCUGAUCAGUAUGCAAUUAUUGUAUCUUGUCACUGUAACUAUACUGAGUCAAGGCUGUUUUUUAAGCAGCCAACUAGUUGGCGACCGCGUAACUCAAGGGAUCUCUUGAUCUCUGUUGCAUCUGAAAUGUCAGGACAAUCUUCUGGACCCAAUGAGAGAGUCUCUCAGCUUCCAGUUCAGGUUUUAGCAUUACAGGCUUCAAAUUUGACAUCUGAAGAUCUAACUCUGACGGUUCUGGCUCCUGCCUCAUUUACUUCACCUCCAUCAGUGGGGUCCUUGAGUUCUUCACCCACAACACCAGUGAGCUCAUUUGUUGGUUUGUCUGAGUCUACAGGUAUAAUAACUGGUGAGAAAUAUGGCUCUGCAGUGCAGGCACUGACGUCUGUGACUACCACAUCAGAAAUUAUCGAACAGUCUUCUCCCAUAUCUGAUGCUAUUUCGAGUACAGGCUUGGGUUGUACUCAUCUGUGGCUGCAGAGUAGAGUUCCAUUAGGAUGUGUUCCUGCUCAAUCUACGGCUACCAUCAAGCUUGAGCUACUUCCCUUGACUGAUGGGAUAAUUUCCCUGGACACUUUACAGAUAGAUGUUAAGGAGAAAGGUCUAACCUAUAUUCCUGAACACUCUCUGAAGAUAAAUGCAACUUCCAGCAUUUCCACAGGGAUCAUCUAG